Pseudogymnoascus verrucosus is the source of this 1008-nucleotide messenger RNA. It is a transcript of the gene RPL2A, whose product is annotated as ribosomal protein L2A. The transcript has 5 exons. Gene Ontology annotation, biological process: cytoplasmic translation. NCBI's taxonomy places the organism in Eukaryota, Fungi, Ascomycota, Leotiomycetes, Thelebolales, Thelebolaceae. Bases 1 to 1008 code for a protein of 335 amino acids. The record is from RefSeq and is a predicted model, not a curated record. Gene Ontology annotation, molecular function: RNA binding; structural constituent of ribosome. Gene Ontology annotation, cellular component: cytosolic large ribosomal subunit; ribosome.
AUGCCUCUAAUCGGCCAUAUCGCAUCAUUAUCGCGGCUCUAUCGGUGUCUGAAAAUUACGGCGCUCGCAUGUGGGUCUGAAGUCGCUCCUAAGCGUACCCACCUCUCAUUGGCUAGCCCUUCGCUUCGAAAGUUCGCGCCCACACAACCGUUGUUGUAUGUUGAAAUAUUCAAGGUCUUCCCUUUUCUCAAUCGACUCGACCACCAACGACAACGACGACGACCGCCAACAAGUCUCGUCAACAUGGGACGAGUUAUUCGCAACCAGAGGAAGGGCCGCGGCUCCAUUUUCACGGCGAAUACCCGCCUGAACAAGGCACCGGCACAAUUCAGAAACCUCGAUUAUGCUGAGCGUCACGGAUACAUUCGCGGCAUUGUCAAGGACAUCAUCCACGACCCCGGACGUGGUGCGCCUCUUGCCAAGGUCGUUUUCCGCGACCCAUACCGAUUCAAGCUCCAGACCGAGACCUUCAUCGCCAACGAGGGCAUGUACACCGGCCAGUUCAUCUACGCCGGCAAGCACGCUGCUCUGACCGUCGGAAACGUUCUCCCAGUCGGCUCCAUCCCCGAGGGUACCGUCAUCUCCAACGUUGAGGAGAAGAUCGGUGACCGUGGUGCUCUUGGACGCACUUCCGGAAACUACGUUACCGUUAUUGGACACAACCCUGAUGAGGGCAAGACCCGCAUCAAGCUCCCAUCCGGAUCCAAGAAGGUCGUUCUCAGCAGCGUCCGUGGUAUGAUCGGUAUCGUUGCUGGUGGUGGACGUACCGACAAGCCCCUCAUGAAGGCGUCGCGUGCUAAGCACAAGUUCGCUGUCAAGCGUAACUCUUGGCCCAAGACUCGUGGUGUUGCCAUGAACCCCGUCGACCAUCCUCACGGAGGUGGUAACCAUCAACAUAUCGGAAAGGCUUCCACCAUUUCGAGAUACGCCGUCCAGGGACAAAAGGCCGGUCUUAUUGCUGCCCGCAGAACUGGUCUGCUCCGCGGUACCCAGAAGGUCAAGGAUUAA